CCCCUUUCUCCCCAUCUGCCAUUUUGGUUUUGUUCCCGUCUGCAGUCGCAAAGCCAGCAACGCAAUUACACAGAAGAGACUCUCGGCACAACGACAUAGUGACUCGACAAUAUAGUGCAGACCAUCCCCAAUCCCGCAUCGCGUUUCUUUCUUUUGUACGAACCGUCGAAUUUACUGCCAUCGAUAUUACUGACAUCUAGACACUGCGGGAGAGGAGCGGGUUCGCAUUGGGAAGGGACUGAGAAGGAUUAUUGAUGUCCAGCUCGCCGCUGUCCAAGAAGCGUCGCUUGUCAGACACAGAGACGAAGACGGGAUCCCACUGCUCCUCCUCUAACUCUGUCAGAACUGAUCUGUCCCACACACCUGCCAACGGCAUGGCUAAGAAUGGCAAUGAUGCUGAGAUCGAUGAAGGCCUCUACUCCAGACAGCUUUAUGUGUUGGGCCAUGAGGCUAUGAAGCGCAUGCAGAACUCCAAUGUCCUCAUCUCUGGUAUGAGAGGUCUGGGAGUGGAGAUUGCCAAGAACGUCAUCCUGGGAGGAGUUAGAAGUGUCACUGUGCACGACCAAGGAGUUGCAGAAUGGAGAGAUCUCUCCUCUCAGUUUUACCUGCGUGAGGAUGACCUGGGGAAGAACAGAGCGGAGGUGAGCCAGCACCGUUUGGCCGAACUCAACAACUAUGUCCCGGUGACCGCCUAUACUGGAGCCCUCGCUGAAGACUACCUGACCAAGUUCCAGGUGGUGGUGCUGACUAACUCCGAUCUGGAAGAGCAGCAGCAUGUCGGGGACUUCUGCCACAGCAAAGGAAUCAAGCUGAUCAUCGCAGACACACGUGGUCUGUUUGGCCAACUUUUCUGUGACUUUGGUGAGGAGAUGAUAGUGUACGACACCAACGGAGAGCAGCCCCUGAGUGCCAUGAUUUCCAUGAUCACCAAGGACAAUCAAGGGGUUGUGACUUGUCUGGAUGAGGCUCGCCAUGGCUUUGAGAGUGGAGACUAUGUCACCUUUACUGAGAUUCAGGGUAUGACCGAGCUGAAUGGCUGCCAGCCAGUGGAAAUUAAAGUUCUGGGUCCCUACACCUUCAGCAUCUGUGACACAACUGGCUUUACAGAUUAUGUAAGAGGAGGAAUUGUUUCCCAAGUCAAGAUGCCCAAGAAGAUUGCUUUUAAAUCCUACUCUUCCUCUUUGGCUGAGCCAGAGUUUGUGAUGACAGACUUUGCAAAAUUCGAGCGCCCAGGACAGCUGCAUGUGGGCUUCCAGGCUAUCCAUGCCUUCCAGAAGAAACACAACCACCUUCCUGUACCUUGGAGCCAGGCUGAUGGUGAGGAGCUACUGGCGUUGGUCAAAGAGGUGAACUCUGCCCAGACGGGGUCAGCCAAAUUGGAACAGUUGGAUGAAGCUCUUCUCAAAAAAUUGUCAUUUGUUGCUGCUGGUGACCUGGCCCCUGUCAAUGCCUUCAUUGGGGGUCUGGCUGCACAGGAAGUGAUGAAGGCAUGCACAGGAAAAUUCAUGCCCAUAAUGCAGUGGCUGUACUUUGAUGCCCUGGAGUGCCUGGCUGAAGAGGAAGGAGUCAUACUCACAGAGGAAGAGUGCGCCCCUAGGAACUGUCGAUAUGAUGGGCAGAUUGCAGUGUUUGGUUCCAAGCUGCAGGAAAUUCUUGGCAAACAGCGCUACUUCCUGGUCGGAGCAGGUGCCAUUGGCUGUGAGCUGUUGAAAAACUUUGCCAUGAUUGGACUGGCAGGUGGAGAGGGUGAGGUCAUUGUGACAGACAUGGACACCAUCGAGAAAUCCAAUCUCAACAGACAGUUCCUCUUCAGACCCUCAGACGUGACGAAAAUGAAGAGUGACACAGCUGCCGCUGCAGUGAAGCAGAUGAACCCCUCAAUCAGAAUCACAGGUCACCAGAACAGAGUGGGUCCUGACACAGAGAGAGUCUAUGACGACGACUUCUUUGAAAGCCUUGAUGGAGUGGCCAAUGCACUUGACAAUGUUGAUGCACGUAUGUACAUGGAUCGGAGGUGUGUGUACUACCGUAAACCCUUACUGGAGUCUGGUACUCUGGGUACCAAAGGCAACGUCCAGGUUGUGAUCCCGUUCCUCACAGAGUCGUACAGCUCCAGCCAAGACCCACCUGAGAAGUCCAUCCCCAUCUGUACCCUCAAGAACUUUCCAAAUGCCAUUGAACACACACUGCAGUGGGCCCGUGAUGAGUUUGAGGGAUUAUUCAAACAGCCCCCAGAGAACGCCAUGCAGUACCUCACAGAUCCAAAGUUCAUGGAGCGUACUCUGAAACUUCCCGGAGCUCAGCCUGUGGAGGUUCUGGAGGCUGUUUACAAGAGUCUUGUCACAGACUGCCCCCACAGCUGGGCCGACUGUGUAGCCUGGGCACGCAAUCACUGGCAGUGCCAGUACAGCAACAACAUCCGCCAGCUACUGCACAACUUCCCCCCAGAUCAGCUCACCAGCUCUGGUGCCCCCUUCUGGUCCGGCCCAAAGAGAUGUCCUCACCCUCUAGACUUCAGCACUAGCAAUGAUCUGCACAUGGACUAUGUAUUGGCAGCAGCCAACUUGUAUGCCCAGACAUACGGUGUGCCAGGCAGCACCGAUCGUGCAGGUGUGGUCAAGAUCUUGCAGGAUGUCAAGGUGCCACAAUUUACCCCUCGUUCAGGGGUUAAAAUUCACGUGUCUGAUCAGGACCUGCAGAAUAGCAAUUCCUCUGUUGAUGACUCCAGACUGGAGGAACUGAAGGCCCAACUUCCUCCCGCUGAUUCUUCCCAGUUCAAACUCAGCCCCAUUGACUUUGAGAAGGAUGAUGACACCAACUUCCACAUGGACUUCAUUGUAGCAGCAUCCAACCUGAGAGCAGAGAACUACGACAUUCCCCCCACAGACAGACACAAGAGCAAACUGAUCGCUGGCAAGAUCAUUCCUGCCAUCGCCACUACCACGGCCGCAGUGGUGGGCCUGGUGUGCCUGGAGCUUAUCAAAAUUGUCCAAGGACACAAGAAGCUGGAGACAUUCAAGAAUGGCUUCAUGAACUUGGCCCUGCCUUUCUUUGCCUUCUCUGAGCCCAUUGCUGCUCCCCGACACAAGUACUAUGAAAUUGAUUGGUCGUUGUGGGAUCGCUUCGAGGUCACAGGGUUGCAGCCCAAUGGGGAGGAGAUGACACUCCGACAGUUCCUGGACUACUUUAAAAACGAGCAUAAGUUGGAGAUCACUAUGCUUUCUCAGGGAGUGUCCAUGCUCUAUUCCUUCUUCAUGCCUGCUGCCAAACUCAAAGAGAGACUGGACCUGCCGAUGACGGAGAUUGUGACUAAGGUGUCCAAAAAGAAGCUGGGCAAGCAUGUGAAAGCCCUGGUGUUUGAGCUAUGCUGUAACGACUUGUCAGACGAAGAUGUGGAAGUGCCCUAUGUCAGAUACACCAUCCGCUGAGCUCCACACUGUACCCGCCCACAAGAGGGUUGGGAUUGCAGGGGAGGGGGAGGGGGGUAGGGACAGGGUGGGUGUUCUUAGUGAGGAGUUGAGGUGGGGAUUGGGGGGGUGGGGUUGGUUGAUCCAGGUCAGCUCUAUUGGAUCAAUCAGUUUUUUUUAGGCCUGUGGUUUGUGUAAACCUGUGCCUGAGUGUACAUAGCCCCAGUAAGCUGAUUUAAGGAUACCUGUAUGUGUGUUUAGGGAUCCAGUUGGUGCUCGGCUGUGGGAACAGGGGUGUCACAGGAGGAAGGGAGCAUGUAUACUGGACCUCCUGAAGUUUCUCAGUAGCAGAACCUCUCCGCUUAAUUCUAAGCCUUAGUGUUCUCUUGGCACUCAGUAGCCCCCAGCUAGUGUCCCUCUGAAACAUCCUCACACUCGUACUAUCCUUCAGCACUAAAGGAGGGAUUUUUAAUCCAGCAAACUGUCUCCCCUCCACUCUACUUGCUCUCUUCCCUCCUCCAACCCCUGUCUCGUAGACCUGGUCCCACAUUAAUGUUUUUUUCUUUUGUUUGUUGUGUUUUUUGUUUUGUUUUUUAAGAUCCACCUCCAUUAAAUAAAAGAAGCCAAGAAUCCCAGAAAUAGUUACAGAUGUAUUGAGAAUCCAUUUUGCCCCCAGGUCAUAUCACUGCCCUUAAUUCUACCCAAGACCCCAAAUUUGAAACUGUACAAGCACCUGAAGACAAAGCCUAAACCUGAGUCUACAGCCUCUCCUAACUGGAAAAUAAUCAGAGUAUCUCAUACCGGGCAGAAGAAGCAACCCUUGCCGGUUUGAGGCACCCCUGCACCCACCUCAUCCAGCACUUUGUGGCUUUGGUGGGGCUCUUGCACAUGACAUCAGUUUUCUCUUUUAUUUUCUUUAUAUUUCAUGUGUUUUGUUAAUUACUUUUAUUUUUUUUUGGGGGGGGGGGUGGACAAAAUUUUGGCACACCUUGUAGAUCAUAAACUGUCUUCUUUCUACUUUGUUAACUCCAAAUGACAUUACAGUAUAAGAACAAGGCAAUGAGAUGUAUCUUGAAAUGGGAGCACUUAGUGUGAUAGUGAAUAAACAUGUAAAAACAUA
Molecule: messenger RNA, 4527 nt
Organism: Morone saxatilis (striped sea-bass)
Lineage: Eukaryota; Metazoa; Chordata; Actinopteri; Moronidae
Gene: uba1
Product: ubiquitin-like modifier activating enzyme 1
Exons: 26
Coding region: 255-3428 (1057 amino acids)
Biological process (GO): protein sumoylation
Cellular component (GO): SUMO activating enzyme complex; cytoplasm
Molecular function (GO): SUMO activating enzyme activity
Source: RefSeq, a predicted model, not a curated record